This is a messenger RNA of Rhagoletis zephyria (snowberry fruit fly), 747 nucleotides long. RefSeq lists its product as uncharacterized. Gene Ontology annotation, biological process: DNA-templated transcription; viral RNA genome replication. The record is from RefSeq and is a predicted model, not a curated record. Gene Ontology annotation, molecular function: RNA binding; RNA-directed RNA polymerase activity. NCBI's taxonomy places the organism in Eukaryota, Metazoa, Arthropoda, Insecta, Diptera, Tephritidae.
AUGGGUGAAAAGAUGUCAUUCCCAGAUAGUUGUGCUUAUGUCAGAGCGCAUAUAGUAAAGCGAGGCGAAACAAAGGUUAGAGCAGUAUGGGAAUAUCCAGCCACUGUCACCCUAGGGGAAGCAGUAUUUGCACUCCCGCUUAUUGAUGCCUACAAAAGAGGCGGAUAUCCAAUAGCCUAUGGAUAUGAAACUGGAAUGGCCGGCUGUAAAAAGAUCUAUCAAAAUUUUAAAGGGAAUUAUUUCCUUGGCAUCGAUUUUAAAAGUUUUUAUAAGACGCUUCCACCGUGGUUGAUUGAAAUUGCUUUUGACGUUUUAUCAUAUAAUAUCGACUUUGUAAGGUACAAAGAUUACGGUGUUGCAAGAUGCAACGCUAUGGUGGACAUGUUUGAACAGCUGCGCGACUACUGCAUACAUACUACGAUUAGGAUGUGCAACGGCGAAAGAUAUAUUAAGCAUUCAGGUCUUGCUAGCGGUAGUUAUUUUACCCAGUUGAUUGGAAGUAUCGCUAAUUACUUGCUACUAACCUAUGCCUGCAUGAUGAACGAAGUGGACGUACGUAGCAUAUUAGUAUUUGGAGAUGAUUCGUUGCUUGGACUGGAGAAAGCAUUGACUCCCGAUGACAUUGCAAACGUUCUUGAGGAAUUAGGAAUGAUUGUAAAUGUAAAUAAAUCCGGUUCGAGUCGAUAUAUUAGCCGUUUAUUCUUCCUUGGCUAUCAGAUCAAUUAUGGAGUAGCACAUGUAAUAUAA